Molecule: messenger RNA, 738 nt
Organism: Seminavis robusta
Lineage: Eukaryota; Bacillariophyta; Bacillariophyceae; Naviculales; Naviculaceae
Source: the annotation of a GenBank genome assembly
AUGGAAGAGCCAGGUACACUUUCAUCAUGCGCCAUUGGCCUCUGCUUCCUAGUCUUCUUGCUCGGCUUGACGGAUGCUCAGGUUGAUACCGGUAGCAUUGAGGUGAUAAUACCCUCGCUUUUCUUGGGCGUCAAUGUGACACAAGAACUUGUUGUUACCGAAUGCCGUGAAGAAUGGCUGGACAUGUUUGGGUGUCUGUUGCAGGAUUGCGCCAAUUUUGAUCAAGAGUGCUCUCUAACAAGUCCAAAUGCUACUACUGGUGCAACUGGGGCAUUGCCCGAUUGUUUACAUGCCAAACAAAACUACUGUCUUCUUGUGGAUGGCCCUGACUGCUGCAUGUCAGAAUGUGAGAAUGAAAUAUUUGAUGCUGCAAGUUGUGCGGCAGAGGCAUUGGGUGGAGAAGGCUACGAAGCUUGUACGGCUCCAACAAACUGCACUGCACUUGAGGAAGAAGAAAUGGAACCAUUUUGCUCGGGAAGUCCAACUGCCUGUGAGGACCUAUUUGAAACUGAAAUCUGUGGCAACGACUGCUUCGCGACAAUCUCCCAAUGCGCAUUGACUUGUGCCAGUGCAAGCUCGACUUGUGAGUGCACAUCGAACAGCAAUUGCAAUCUUCCUGGUUCCUCUACGUGUAAAGAAGUUUCCUGUACUGGUAGCGCACCUCUCUGUCGAGAUCUAGCCACCCAAGAGGAUUGUCUUGGAGUGGCAAGAUGCAAGUGGUCAACCAACCCUCAAUAA